Molecule: messenger RNA, 3109 nt
Organism: Danio aesculapii
Lineage: Eukaryota; Metazoa; Chordata; Actinopteri; Cypriniformes; Danionidae
Product: protein mono-ADP-ribosyltransferase PARP6
Exons: 24
Coding region: 425-2338 (637 amino acids)
Biological process (GO): endoplasmic reticulum unfolded protein response
Cellular component (GO): intracellular anatomical structure; nuclear envelope; endoplasmic reticulum tubular network
Molecular function (GO): protein serine/threonine kinase activator activity; NAD+ poly-ADP-ribosyltransferase activity; kinase binding
Source: RefSeq, a predicted model, not a curated record
ACGUGAGUCACUAAUGUUGGAUAAUGACUUACAUCUCUCUCUCUGUCUCUGGAGGUCACAGUGUUCACGCUGCUCUUAAUGAGCUGUAGGUCACAUGACUGUCUCUGCUGGCUCUACUGAGCAUGCUCAGUCCAGUGUGUUGUCAGGCAAAAAAAGGGCAGCAGCAGUGGCAGCAGAUCUGCAUCAGAUAAACACAGAGGAUUUCUGCUCGCUCACGGCCUCUCGCUGCGUGUGUGUGUUUGCAUGUAUAUGUACGUAAGUGUGCGUGUGUGUGUGUGCGUGUCUUCAGCGGCCACCGGUGUUCCUCCAUCCUCCUGAAGAAAGCGAUCGGCUCAUAUUCCUGUAGACGCGUCUGUUGUUUUGAGCUGAAAUGGAUGUAAAAAGCUUCAUCCUGUCAGAAAGUGGUCUGUGAAAACUGGAGCCAAUGGAUAUUAAAGGCCAGUGCUGGACGGAUGAAGAAUCAGAUGGAGAGAAUGAACCAGAACAGUUCCUGUACGGCAUCCAGGGGAGCUGUGCAGCGGAUCUGUACCGUCACCCACAGCUGGACGCCGACAUUGAGGCUGUAAAAGACAUUUACACAGACAGUGCCGUCUCCGUCAGAGAGUACGGUACAAUCGACGAUGUGGACAUCGACCUGCAAAUCAACAUCAGCUUCUUAGAUGAGGAGGUUGCGAAUGCGUGGAAGGUGAUCCGGACAGAGCCCAUCGUCUUACGCCUGCGCUUCUCUCUUUCACAGUAUCUGGAUGGACCAGAACCGUCUGUGGAAGUGUUCCAGCCGUCUAAUAAAGAAGGCUUCAGUUUGGGCCUUCAGCUGAAAAAGAUCCUCAGCACGUUCACGUCUCAGCAGUGGAAGCACCUCAGUAAUGAGUUCCUCAAGGCGCAGCAGGAGAAGCGGCACAGCUGGUUUAAAGCUGGAGGAACCAUCAAGAAGUUUCGUGCAGGACUGAGCAUCUUCUCUCCCAUUCCCAAGUCUCCCAGUUUCCCCCUCAUCCAGGACACAGUGCUGAAGGGCAAGCUGAGCGUGCCUGAGCUGCGGGUCACCCGUCUGAUGAACCGCUCCAUCUCCUGCACCAUGAAGAGCCCUAAAGGAGAGCUGUUCAGCUACCCUCCAAACAGCCAGACUGUGGCCGUCCCGGCGGGCAGGGCUCCUGCGCAGAUUACCACACGCCAGCUGAUUGAGUUGUUUUUCUCAUCCCAGGCGGGCGGACACUGCAAGAACAUCCCCACGCUGGAGUACGGCUUCCUGGUGCAGAUUAUGAAGUACUCAGAGCAGCGAAUUCCCACUCUGAAUGAAUACUGUGUGGUUUGUGAUGAGCAGCACGUCUUCCAGAAUGGCUCCAUGCUUAAGCCGGCUGUGUGCACCAGAGAGCUGUGUGUGUUCUCCUUCUACACUCUGGGUGUGAUGUCUGGAGCAGCUGAAGAGGUGGCCACCGGUGCAGAGGUUGUGGAUCUGCUGGUGGCCAUGUGUAGAGCCGCUCUCGAGUCGCCCCGCAAAAGCAUCAUCUUUGAGCCGUACCCAUCUGUGGUGGAUCCCAAUGACCCCAAAACACUCGCCUUCAACCCCAAGAAGAAGAAUUAUGAGCGUCUGCAGAAAGCGCUAGACAGUGUGAUGUCGAUUCGGGAAAUGACACAGGGCUCGUAUCUGGAGAUUAAGAAGCAGAUGGACAAACUGGAUCCUCUGGCUCAUCCGUUACUGCAGUGGAUUAUCUCCAGUAACAGGUCUCAUAUAGUGAAGCUGCCGCUCAGUAGGCAGCUGAAGUUCAUGCACACGUCUCAUCAGUUUCUGCUGUUGAGCAGCCCGCCGGCAAAAGAAGCUCGAUUUCGCACAGCUAAGAAACUCUACGGCAGCACUUUCGCCUUCCAUGGUUCUCAUAUCGAGAAUUGGCACUCGGUUCUGAGAAACGGAUUGGUCAACGCCUCAUAUACUAAACUGCAGCUGCAUGGAGCAGCGUAUGGAAAGGGCAUUUAUCUGAGCCCCAUUUCCAGCAUCUCCUUCGGAUACUCAGGAAUGGGGAAGGGUCAGCAUCGUAUGCCCACUAAAGAUGAACUGGUCCAGCGGUAUAACCGAAUGAACACCAUGCCACAGAGUCGGCCGAUUCAGUCACGUUUCCUCCAGAGCAGGAAUUUAAACUGCAUUGCUCUCUGUGAAGUAAUCACAUCCAAAGACCUGCAGAAACAUGGGAACAUCUGGGUGUGUCCGGUGUCUGACCACGUCUGCACGCGCUUCUUCUUCGUGUACGAGGACGGUCAGGUUGGAGAUGCUAAUAUUAACACACAGGAGCCCAAAAUCCAGAAGGAGAUCAUGCGUGUGAUCGGCACUCAGAUCUACUCCAGCUGAAGCUUUUCUGGACACUGAACUGACCAGUGGAGGAGUCUGAACACUUUCCUAUGGGAUGUGGUGUGCUAUUGGGAGCAAAACUACAAGAACUGUGCUUUUUAUAAGGAGUAAGCCCCGCCCAUAGCCCCUCCCACAAAUCAGAUGUCAGUCAAAAGCAGACCAGCGCCUGAUUGGAGGAGAUGGUCAGCCAAUGAACUCACUCAAAUGCGAAUUCUUCUUUCCUUUGAAGCUUAUUUUUCAGUUCAGCUCACUUGAGAUAUCUGUAAAGGUGAAAACAAGCAGUGUUUAUUAUGGGUUUUCUGUCUCCGGGUAGUAAAUGAUGUGCGUUCUUAUUGUGUUUGUACACCACCUUAUCUUUUCUCUCCUACACUGCUUCUUUUCUGACUGAUGACAUGUAUUAUUAAUAACCCAGAUGUGUUAAUCUCUAAGUUUCCUGCUGAAAUCAAUUUCCUGACUUUUGUUCUGUGUGUGAUUUAUGGCAGAGUUGAAGACGGAUGAGAGAAAUGUUUAUACUGUUGUCUGUCGAUGGUGCUCGUGUCGCCACUGAUGUCAGAUCAGCUGGAAGAAUUAAAUAAAGGGAUAAUUCAGUAAAAUGUUAACAUGUCAUCAUUUAAUCACCCUUUAAAUGUUCCAAACAGGUUUGAGGUUGAACACAAAAGAAGAUGUUUUGAGAAAUGUAGCUGUACACUCUCAGAAAUAAAGGUUCGCAAGCUGUCACUGGGGUGGUACCUUUUUAAAAGGCACACAUUUGUACUUGAGGGGUCCAUAUUG